Molecule: messenger RNA, 1926 nt
Organism: Calliphora vicina (urban bluebottle blowfly)
Lineage: Eukaryota; Metazoa; Arthropoda; Insecta; Diptera; Calliphoridae
Product: arginine kinase 1
Exons: 2
Coding region: 25-1263 (412 amino acids)
Biological process (GO): phosphocreatine biosynthetic process
Molecular function (GO): creatine kinase activity
Source: RefSeq, a predicted model, not a curated record
CCCCAAAAAAAAAACUCAUUCAAAAUGGGCGGUUGCGCAUCCAAGGAUAAAAAGGACAAAGUGGUUGAUGGUGAGGCUAACGCCGCUAAUGCUACCGAAAACACCGCUGAUGGUGACAAAGCAUCAGCCGCCACUACAACUGAGGCAAAUGGUGAUGCUACCACUAAUACAGAAGGUAAACAAGACAACACCAUGGUUGACGCCGCUGUUCUCACUAAAUUGGAAGAAGGUUUCGCCAAGUUGGCCGCCUCCGACUCAAAGUCCUUGUUGAAGAAGUACUUGACCAAGGAAGUCUUCGAUAACCUAAAGAACAAGAAGACCCCCACUUUCGGUUCCACUUUGUUGGAUUGCAUCCAAUCCGGUUUGGAGAACCACGAUUCCGGUGUCGGUAUCUAUGCUCCCGAUGCUGAAGCCUACACAGUAUUCUCUGAACUCUUCGACCCCAUCAUUGAAGAUUACCAUGGUGGUUUCAAGAAGACCGACAAGCACCCCGCCAGAGAUUUCGGUGAUGUCUCCGUCUUCGCCAACUUGGACCCCAACAAUGAAUUCGUCAUCUCCACCCGUGUCCGUUGCGGUCGCUCCAUGCAUGGCUAUCCCUUCAACCCCUGUUUAAGCGAGGCCCAAUACAAGGAAAUGGAACAGAAGGUAUCCACCACCUUGUCCGGUUUGGAAGGUGAAUUGAAGGGUAAAUUCUACCCCUUGACUGGCAUGGAAAAGACCGUUCAACAACAAUUGAUCGAUGAUCAUUUCUUGUUCAAGGAAGGUGAUCGUUUCUUGCAAGCCGCCAACGCCUGCCGUUACUGGCCAUCUGGUCGUGGUAUCUACCACAAUGACGCCAAGACCUUCUUGGUUUGGUGCAAUGAGGAAGAUCAUUUGCGUAUCAUCUCCAUGCAAAUGGGUGGUGAUUUGGGUGAAGUAUACCGUCGUUUGGUAACCGCCGUCAAUGAUAUUGAAAAGCGCAUUCCCUUCAGCCACGAUGAUCGUUUGGGCUUCUUGACCUUCUGCCCCACCAACUUGGGUACCACCAUCCGUGCCUCCGUGCACAUCAAGGUCCCCAAAUUGGCCGCCAACUUGGCUAAAUUGGAAGAAAUUGCUGGCAAAUACAACUUGCAAGUCCGCGGUACCCGUGGUGAACACACCGAAGCCGAAGGUGGUAUCUACGAUAUCUCCAACAAGCGUCGCAUGGGUCUCACCGAAUUCCAAGCCGUCAAGGAAAUGUACGAUGGUAUUGCUGAACUCAUCAAGAUCGAAAAGAGCAUGUAAGGUGUUACAACUCUGCAACCCCACAAACCCCAAAAACAUUAGAGCUUACGGCUAGGCCAAACAUCUUUGUAGCCGCUAGAUAACCAACGUUCGGUGGAAAUCAUUACACACAUCAUAAUGUUCUCCCAGUUUUCUCUGAUUUCAUCUAUCCUGUAAUCGUUUUUGAAUUAAAGAGUGUGCGUUUCUUGGCAUUUUUUUCUUUUGAAUUUCACGUUCUUUAAGUUUUUUUCCUAAUUUAAAUAUUUUGUGUUUCAUUUUGUAUCCAUCUCUAUGUAACUCUCUUUUUUGGGAAAGCACAUCACAAGCGAUAUCUGUGUAUAAGGCGGAGAACAUUAUUAACCACCACAUUUUUUUUUAAGUUACAAACACUUUUUAUUUUAUUUAUUGAGAACAAUAUAUUAAUUAAUAAAAUUUAAAACCAAAAAUUAAAAAAAAAACACAAAAACAACUUUGAGUUAUAAACAAAGAAUGAAAAGAGAUUUGUAUUUGUAUUAACAGCAACAAACACAUAGAACUACAACAACUUUAAGUAAAAUCCUAAACAAACAUUGAUAAACAACAAAAAAAACAAAUUAAUGAACACAAAAUAUUUUUAAUUUUAAGUCUUAAGUUUAUAAAAAGAAUUAAUUAUUAAAAAUAAUAAAAAAUUAAAAAAAAAAUAAA